GUCCCCAACCGUCGCAAAUCCGUGGAUAUCUGGGGUGAUCGUCCAUGAAUCGAUAAAUUCUUAUUCCACCUGAAGUAUAGAUUGGAGAAAAUAGCUUCGUCGAUGCAAAACAACAUGGAAAAACCCUUGCCCGCCGGCUAUCGCUGGCGCUCGUCACGGACCUUCAUCGUCUUCACUGUCACCGUCGCUCUGUUUGCAGAAACCUUUCUCUAUGGCUUCGUCGUCCCCAUCCUGAGCCAUAUGAUCGAGGUGCGGCUGGGCAUCGACCCGUCCGAAACGCAACGCUAUACCACCGCGCUGUUGUCCCUCCAUGGCUUUCUUGGCGUCAUCGCUGCCCCCAUCAUCGCCCAUUUCGCUGACAAGACCCCCAACCGCAAACUCCCACUGCUCCUGGCCCUGGGCGGCUGCUUCGUGGGCACCACGCUGGUUGCCCUCACAUUGAAUGUGACUACGUUGUUUGCGGGCCGCAUGAUGCAGUCCAUCGCCGGGUGUGCAGCUUGGGUCGUCGGGUUCGCCAUGCUGACCGAUUACAUCGACGCCGAUAACAUGGGGGCGACGAUGGGACUGGCCAUGACGUUUGUGACGGCGGGCAUCAUCUCCGGCCCGACGGUGGCGGGAGUCAUGCUGGAACUCUUUGGAUACUGGUCGGCCUGGUCGGUUCCUUUGGUGGUGCUAGCGGUGGACAUCGUCGCGCGGUUGAUUAUGGUCGAGCCCAUGGAUCAAGCCAAGGCUCCCACCUCGCAGGAUGAGACCACUGGUCUGCUGUCGGACAGCCCAGAGGACCAGCUGGCCGCAGAUGACUCGGCCCGUCCCGACGCUUCAUCUCCUGGCCAUUUCUACAAGAUCAUGCUUAGCGAUGCCCGGGUGCUGGUCGGUCUCGCGAAUACCCUGGGGAUGUGCUCCAUCCUAUCGGGGCUCGAGGCCACGCUCCCUCUGCACCUCCGUGAUGCCUUCAACUGGGGCAGCUUGCCGACCGGCUUGAUGUUCUUCUGUCUCCAGAUUCCCUCGUUCUUUCUCGCUGCGGCGGCGGGAUGGAUGCGCGACCGACAGGGACUCCGCAACCCGACGGCGCUGGGUUGGUUCUUGCUGGCGCCCCUGCUGUGGCUCCUGGGCGUGCCCGGCGACGCUAAGUUCCCGUGGGCCAGUGCCGACGCCCACGGCAAGCCCAUGUUUAUCGCGACCAUGCUCAGUUUUGGUCUCUUCUCCAUGCUGGUCCGUGGCGCCGGUAGUCUGCAGGUGACUUUCGUCGUCAAGGAGAAACAGGCCAAGGACCCGCUCAUCUUCGGACCCCAUGGAGGGAGCUCGCGCAGCUUCUCGAUGGUGGAGAUGGCCUUUGGCGUCGGAUCGAUGGUCGGCCCUCUGCUUGCCGGCUCGUUGUCCGAGAGUUACGGUUAUUAUUACUCGACCAUGGUGCUUGCAAUUCUCUGCCUCGUGCUCUCCGUCGCGUCGUACAAAUACUUUGACACCCGGUCGACCCGAUCAGAUGGUCCCAACGCUUAGACGAGUUAGACUGAUGGACUGUGACGACUUGUCGAUGAGAUAGAUGAUAAAUGUUGGUAG
Molecule: messenger RNA, 1560 nt
Organism: Aspergillus homomorphus CBS 101889
Lineage: Eukaryota; Fungi; Ascomycota; Eurotiomycetes; Eurotiales; Aspergillaceae
Product: MFS general substrate transporter
Exons: 4
Coding region: 115-1500 (461 amino acids)
Biological process (GO): transmembrane transport
Molecular function (GO): transmembrane transporter activity
Source: RefSeq, a predicted model, not a curated record